This is a messenger RNA of Exserohilum turcica Et28A, 1152 nucleotides long. RefSeq lists its product as uncharacterized. The transcript is spliced from 4 exons. Gene Ontology annotation, molecular function: oxidoreductase activity; FAD binding. The record is from RefSeq and is a predicted model, not a curated record. Bases 1 to 1152 code for a protein of 383 amino acids. NCBI's taxonomy places the organism in Eukaryota, Fungi, Ascomycota, Dothideomycetes, Pleosporales, Pleosporaceae.
AUGGCUGACCAAUGUAGCUACAAGGACAAUGGCAACUUUGUAAACGCGACUUGCACGCAGGGCGGAUACGCGGAAUAUGCAGUCAAGGUCAGCGAUGUUGCACAAAUGCAGCUGGCGGUAAACCUCGCCCGAAACCUCAACCUCGGGCUUGUGGUUCGAAACACUGGCCAUGACUACAACGGUCGGUCAGUUGGCAAAGGGGCGCUCAGCAUUUGGACGCAUGGAUUGAAAGAGAUAAAGUAUGUGGAGAAGUACAUCAGCCCCACAUAUGAAGGGCCGGUGUUCAAACUUGGAGCGGGUGUGCAGGGAUUCGAGUUGUAUCAGGCUGCUGACAAACUCGGCGUGUCUGCUGUCGCUGGCAUCUGUCCAACCGUGGGUGUCACUGGUGGUUAUUCGACGGGUGGCGGGCAUUUACCUUUGAUGCAGCUCUUUGGCGUGGGUGCUGAUCGGAUUGUCGCUCUCGAAGUGGUGCUCGCCCGUGGGCGCUUCGCUACCGCUACCCCUGAGGUAAAUAGCCAUCUCUACUGGGCCAUGCUUGGCGGAGGUGGGGGGACGUUUGGUGUCAUUGCGUCUGCGAUGGCAAAGACCCACCGGCGAGUUCCUGUCACAACGUCUUCGUGGAGCAUCAUGACGUCUGAGACAGUUACCGCCGACAAGCUUUGGGAGGCAUUUAGGUUUUACCUUGACAAGAUGCCUUCGUACUUUACGCUCAUGGCACUGGCGCCGGGCGCGUACCUGUGGACCAUGAAUCCGAUUUUCGCAACGGGCAAAACGGUCGAGGAGUAUGAGACGCUGAUCAAGCCGUUCUACGACAAGUGCCACGUUUGCGACGUUCAACUACUACAUUGGCGGGGCGGGGAGGGCAUGGCGUGCAACCGGCCGGUGACAUGGGACAACUGGAAGGGUUCCGCAAGCCGCGACCAGACGUUUGCGGCGAUGCGACGUGUCGUCGAGAGCGCGGGAGUGGUUAACAUGCACCACCAGCGGCCAGCGGCGCAGAAGAGCAAGCAUGGCAACUCGGCGAAGCCCGCGGUGGGCGACGAAGAGAGCCAGGUGGUGAUUAUCAAUUCGGUUGGCGAGCAGGCGGCGGCGGGUGGUGCAUAUGGCAACGAGGCCGACAUUGCGGAGCCGGCGUGGCAGCACUCUUUCUAG